Toxoplasma gondii ME49 is the source of this 1912-nucleotide messenger RNA. RefSeq lists its product as hypothetical. The record is from RefSeq and is a predicted model, not a curated record. Lineage: Eukaryota; Apicomplexa; Conoidasida; Eucoccidiorida; Sarcocystidae. Bases 198 to 1424 code for a protein of 408 amino acids. The transcript has 10 exons.
AGAGCAUUAGACCGCAUUCACUUUCGAAGGGUUUCUCGAGACGAAUUCUGGGCCUGGGCAUGCAGGAGUACGUGUGUAGUUCUCAUAGACCUUUUUUCGUGGAAAUCUGGUGACCUUCGUAGUCGUCGCGAGCAAGCCCAAAGGUCUUUUAGACUUCGCAUUUCUGGAGCUCUUCGACUUCUUGUCCAGGACCGAAAAUGACUGACAACGCGCAGACAACUUCAGCGGAGGCGGGCGCCGCAAAUCCCAGCGGCGAGCAUCCGUCGGCUGGAGCAAAGAGGCGCCAGACGCUUGCCGCUCAUGAACUUCGAGAUAUUCAGGACGGGAAAGCCAUGGACGAUGUGGACCAAGAUAGCCAACCCGCUGAUGACAUGAAACAGGCAGACGCUGCUACCCUACAAAAGAGACAACGCUUGCGGAUCGUUCGCUCUGCCGCCGCUGUUCCGCAUCCGCAAGGAGAGACAACACCUGGCUCGCCCGUGACAGGAAGCUUGUCUCCCGCUGAGAAGCCUGUUGAAGCACCGAAACCAUCAGCUGAAGAGUCUGCUUCACGGGAGACGAAGGACGAGCAGAAUGCCGAGGGAGGAAAGGCAACAAACGGCGUUCCCGAGAACGGGAAGGAGGGAGCAGGCAAAUCUGAAAAAGAGCAAGUUGGGUCGUCUGAACUUCUUCUCGGUCCCGCGGAAAUCAAGAGCGUGCAGACCUUCAGCAGCGCCUUUGCAUCACUCUCGAAACAGCCCCAGUCUUCUUUUUUCCUUUCUCCGCCCCAGUCGAACGCCGGAGGCGAGACAUCAGGAACGCCGUCGCUGUUUGCCAGCUUGGCUUCCACGUCGUCUCUGUUCUCCACUUCUAGCGUCAAUAAAGACAACGAAGAUGGAGCAGAUGCCGAGGAUGAACAGAAGGCAGAGGAACCCAGCGUCAUUGAAAACGAGGUCGACGCCGACGAAGAAAUUCUUUUCACCGAUCGAGAUUGUCGCAUGCAACGCUUCGACGCCAGUCAGACAGCCUGGGCACCCAAACCCCCGCUCGAGGGGCGCGUUCAGGUCUCGGCCAGCAAGAAACCGGAAGACAACGGAGCCACCAGAAUUCUCUUCUUCGUUCACCGCACGGGACGGCUUCAACUGAACACACCGCUCUUUGCGUCUGCGAACUAUCAGCACCCGCCUGACCGAAGUCGUCAACGCGCAGUGCCCCCCAGGGACGAGAAACCUGAUGACGAGAAAAAUGGAGAGGAGCCGCUGACGGAAGAAAUGCCGAAGAAAAGGAACACGGCACAAUUUCUUGGACUGAGAACAGAUGCCCAGAGCAGCUCAGACACCACAAUCUACCGCAUUCGAUUCUCGAACGAGGAGAAGUGUGCAGAGUUUCUAUCCUUGGCGAACGAACGGAAAACAAAGGGCAAAAGCCAGUCUACCAGUGCGUAAUGACUGCUGAGGUCUCGUUCAGAAACUGUUUCAUUUUUCGUCGGAACAGAGAAGCUGCGAAACCGGAUCUGCAGACCAGACAAACGAUGUUGUCAAGGUUUUUCUUUUCUGGAGACAGAACCUUGGGCAAAGGCCUCCGCUGUUGGGUGGGGCACGAUACCCCCGUCCGAGACUGCCUGGACGUCCUUUCCAUGUUCGUUGGUGAUUUCUGAGUGAUUCACAAUUCCAAAAGUGCGUGACAGAAAACGUGGAAUGCUCGGUUGCUUCAAGCGCACAGAGAGCCGCCUGGACACACGUCUGUCCCCUCGCUAGCUUUUCCCCAGUGCACCUUUGCGGUGACUCCACGGGGCUGGACAUCAGGACUUUGUCAUGCCAAGAUAGGCACACCGCAGUCUGGAUCCUGCCCUGGUAACUGUUGAUCGUUGAAAGCGUUUUUGAGAUUGGGAGAACAACGCCACUUGACGCAGAAGCAUCGAUGCUGCCUUCGC